Rhodamnia argentea is the source of this 1191-nucleotide messenger RNA. Its product is annotated as F-box protein At4g00893-like. Lineage: Eukaryota; Viridiplantae; Streptophyta; Magnoliopsida; Myrtales; Myrtaceae. Gene Ontology annotation, molecular function: protein binding. The transcript has a single exon. The coding region runs from base 1 to 1191 and encodes 396 amino acids. The record is from RefSeq and is a predicted model, not a curated record.
AUGUCCUUCGCAACAAGAGUCGCCAUCGAUUCCGACGCCGACAUGGAAGAGCACAUUCCCGACACCGUGCGAGAAGAAGAGGAGGCGGAGGUGGAGGAGGAAAAGACUCCAUGGCCUGAUCUCCUCCCCGAACUCCUCGAUUUGGUGUCCUUGCACCUCUCGGCCCCGGACUUUUCCUCCUUCCGGCGGGUGUGCACGUCGUGGCGGUCCAUCACGAACCCCGUACUCCGCCUCCUGCCUCCCUCGGCCGACUUCUUCCGCCGCGGCACGCCGAUCUUGGCCACCGUGCACGACGACUUCUGCAGUUUCUUCGACCCCAUCCACAACGCGGCCCUCCGGGCCGACUUCCCCGAGCUCGCCGGGACGCGGCUCCGCGUGGCGGGCGCGGGGGACUGGCUGCUGCUGACCCGGGGCAAGCAGGGGGUGUUCUUCUUCAACGUGUCCGAGCGGGUCACGGUGCCGCUUCCCGACCUCGACAUGUUCGCCAUCGACGUGGUGUGCUUCUCGGGCCCGCCGGACACGCCGGGCUGCACCGUGAUCGCCGCGACGCACUCCCUGCGGGAAAUCUACUCCCUCAGGCGAGGCGAGGCGGCGUGGACGUACCACGAGUUCGAGCACAAACGGUCCUACGCUGCAAACUGCGCGCCGGUGAUGCUCGGUGACCGUUGCUACAUGCUGCGCAGCCGUGGCGACACCGUGGGGUUCGACUACAAGGAGUGGGAAGACCUUGGGGACGAUGAUUGUUAUUACCACGACAUGUACGCGGACCGGCCGGAGCCGCUCCGCAAGUGGCGGCGCGGGCGGAUCGACCAGUGUUUCCUGGCGGAGGACGGGGGCGAGCUGUUGGCGGUUUUCUUGGGCUACGACGAGACCCGGGUGAGCGUUUUCGGCCUCGACGUGGGGGCGAAGACCUGGAGAAAAGUGGACAGACUGGAGAACAAGAUGAUGUUCAUAAGCCAAGGGUCGUGCUUGGUGGUUGAUGCCGUCGUUAGGGGGACCGGCAACAAGAUCUAUCUUCCGAAAUCGAGGGGCGGCCACGGCAUGUUCUACUCGUUCGCGACGAACAAGUUCCACACUUUCCUCGACGACUUGCCGCGGAAACGGUCGGAGUUCAUCAAGGAAGUGAAACCGAGCUGUGCUUGGAUUCAAGUCCCGGCCGGAGCUCGAAACAUCAAGCCGUUUACUUGGUGA